UUAGUUUUUCUUAUAUUUUCUAAAACUUUAUUCCUCCUAAAACUUAUACUAAAAUGUUUGCUAAAGUAUUGUGUGUACUGUCAGUGAUAUCUGUGAUCAGUUGCACGUAUUCUGACGGCGGAUAUUCCAAUUCAUUCAGAGAACAGGACGGUCAUGGGAAUUAUAAAUUUGGUUAUAAUAUAAAAGACAAAUACGGCGGUGAAAAUUCACGGGAGGAGAAGGGAGACAAUUACGGCAAUGUCUACGGCUCUUAUAGUUUAAGCGAUGGUCACGGAGGCAAACGGGUUGUCCACUAUAAGGCUGAUAAGACUGGAUUCAGAGCACAGGUACAGACCAAUGAAAUGGGAACCACUAAUGAUGACUCGGCCGAUGCCAUCUAUAACGGAGUCGAUGACCAUAACACACAUUAUGGCAAUAAUUAUCAAAACAAUCACCAGAAUUAUGACAAUCAUAACAAUUAUAAUACAAAUCAUAACAAUUAUGACAAUCAUAUCGGUUAUGACAACCAAAAAGGUUAUGAUGAUAACAAUAACGAACAGUAUUAUGACUAA
Messenger RNA from Oppiella nova, 551 nucleotides. NCBI's taxonomy places the organism in Eukaryota, Metazoa, Arthropoda, Arachnida, Sarcoptiformes, Oppiidae. The record is from the annotation of a GenBank genome assembly.